AUAGCUUUCACGUGACGUCACAUCCGCGCGCUUGCUGCCGCGGCCGCCAUCUUUGCGAACCGCUUGUCGCUUGUCUGACGCGCGCGCGCUGCGAGGAUCCGUCGAGCAGUGGUUUUCUCUGUCGUGACAGGCUUUUUACUCGCACAUGCCAGCAUUUCCGACUGCACAGCCCUUUUGCGGGGGCUACUUCUCGCAGUUGAUUGGAUCUGCGCGUGUACGGUACAAAGAAAAGAUUGAACUGUGCGAGAACGUCGAUCCCUACACACUCCGUCUGGGAACGGACACAAGUGCCGACGCCAGCCUGUUGCCGAGUGUCGCUCACGGUGACAUCGUCACCUACUUGGUAUUCUCCACCAGCUUUGUGACUCUGGAGCAGAUGAAGGCCUACAAAGCGCUGGAGUCCCACAAUUAUUUCACGAGUGGUUGGGUCAAGAGUUUGUCAGCGAAGAGGCUCGGAGAAGACAAAGUGCUCCUACUUGGAGAGGUGAACCACUCUCAAAGGUUGGGAGAGUGCCCUCUAAAGGUGUGGGUGCUGUGCAAGCAGAGCGGCGCCGUAGUGACUGGACACUGUACCUGCAUGGCAGGGACUGGGGAGACAUGCUCACAUGUUGGUGCCUGCCUGUUCGCCAUUGAAACAGGUGCCCGGCUCAACCAGUCGACUACCUGCACUCAGAAGGAGAAUGCCUGGCUGCCGGCUUAUGUUGAGAAGGUGAAGUACAAAAGACUUAAAGACAUAGACUUCAGUUCCUCGAAAGAAAAGAAGCGUCGCCUCGAUGCAACAAGCAGUGGAUCAAAAGAAACCAAAGUGCCAAAGCAACGAAAAGGCAUUUCAGCCCCAUCACCGACUGAGCUCAAGGAGCUUUAUGCGGCAUUCAACACUACAGGUGUUGUACCUGCUAUAUUUUCCCUGCUGCCCGACUAUUGUGAACGCUUUCAAGAACCCGUUCAAAGAACAGUUGCUCACCUGAGAGACCUCUACUCAGAUACUCAUGCAGCAGAUGAUCUGGAAACUCUUGUCGCAAAAGCUGACACUUUUAUGUCAACAUUCAUCGUCAGUGAAGAAACCGUCAAGUCUGUGGAAGCUCGCACAAAAGACCAAAGCAGGUCAAGGGAUUGGUUUUUACACCGGGCUGGUCGUGUGACUGCUUCUGUGAUGAAAAAUGUAUGUUGCACAAGUGUUCUCAAGCCCAGCAUAUCACUUUUGAAAGGGAUAUGCUACCCUGAAAAGCGCUCGGUGAAGACACCUGCUGUUACAUGGGGACUGACACAUGAGCAAGAUGCCUUUAAAGCAUUUCAAGACAGCCAGCAAGACAAGCACCAAGGCUUCCGUUGCGUGAAGGCUGGUCUGCACUUGAGUGCUGAUUAUCCUUUUGUUGGCGCCACACCAGAUGCUCUCGUCUGCUGCAGUUGCUGUGGCAAGGGCGUAGUUGAAUUUAAAUGCCCAUACUUGCUACGGAAUGCUGAAGAACUAACAGAGCUCUCGGCUCCCAACUCGUGCCUCUGCACCGUCAAUGGCGUCAUGCAGCUGCGAAGGCAGCAUGCUUAUUAUUUUCAGAUUCAAACUCAAAUGGCAGUGUGCCAAGUUGACUUCUGCUACUUUGUUGUUUGGACUCCUAAUGUUUUAUUCGUAGAAAAAAUCUUGAAAGAUGACGAGUUUUGCACCAGCAUGAUGGCUACUGCCAAAGAAUUCUUUGUGAAAGCUAUCCUACCCGAGCUGUUGAGCCACUAUUUUACUAGGCAACUCAAAUAUCCAGAUCAGACGGCCAGUGAGGAUGCGUACUGCUUCUGCCGAGGGCCAGAGACUGGCAAAAUGAUCGCCUGUGACAGCAGCUCCUGUCAGUACAAGUGGUUUCAUUUUUCAUGCGUUGCUCUGAAAAAAGCGCCAAAAUCUAAGCAUUGGUUUUGCCCUGAAUGUAAAGGCGCUAAGGAGAAUGCUUGAAGGGAUACCGACAAGACAGUGUCCAAAAUAAAGUGUUUUGAAAGCACAUGCUGUUUCAUUCUCAUUUCUAGUGGUUUUAUGCAAAAACUUCAGUAUUAUUAA
Rhipicephalus sanguineus (brown dog tick) is the source of this 2041-nucleotide messenger RNA. RefSeq lists its product as uncharacterized. The coding region runs from base 146 to 1939 and encodes 597 amino acids. Gene Ontology annotation, molecular function: zinc ion binding. The transcript has 2 exons. The record is from RefSeq and is a predicted model, not a curated record. Lineage: Eukaryota; Metazoa; Arthropoda; Arachnida; Ixodida; Ixodidae.